CUUGCCAGCCGAGCGCCCGGCCGAGCUGCCCCGCUACUCCCGCCUCAAGAACUGGCAGACGGGCGCCAUUCUCUACGACACGCUCAGUGCCCAGGCCAGGCAGGAGGUGCCAUGCAGUGCCCGGCGCUGCCUGGGCUCCGCCAUGGUUCCGAAACAGAUGCUCUGCGGCCCGGAGGGCGAUCGCUCUGAGGAUCAGCUGCUCAGCCUGGCACGGGACUUCAUUACCCUCUACUACAGCUCCAUGAAGCGGGCCGAGUCCCAGGCUCACCACCAGCGGCUCCAGGAGGUGAACAACCAGAUCCUCGACACCGGCACGUACCGCCUUCUGGAGGCCGAGCUGGUCUUCGGGGCCAAGCACGCCUGGCGCAACGCCGCCCGUUGCCUGGGUCGCAUCCAGUGGAACAAGCUGCAGGUCUUCGAUGCCCGAGACAUCACCAGCACCCAGGAAAUGUUCACCUCCCUCUGUACCCACAUCAACUACGCCACCAACCGCGGGAACCUCCGGUCGGCCAUCACCAUCUUCCCCCCGCGGGCGGCUGGGCGAGGGGACUUCCGGAUCUGGAACCCGCAGCUCAUCCGCUACGCCGGGUACAAGCAGCCGGACGGGGCCGUCCUGGGCGAUCCGGCCAAUGUGGAGAUCACUGAG
Messenger RNA from Notechis scutatus (mainland tiger snake), 646 nucleotides. The record is from RefSeq and is a predicted model, not a curated record. Lineage: Eukaryota; Metazoa; Chordata; Lepidosauria; Squamata; Elapidae.